Molecule: messenger RNA, 4539 nt
Organism: Chelonoidis abingdonii (Abingdon island giant tortoise)
Lineage: Eukaryota; Metazoa; Chordata; Testudines; Testudinidae
Gene: ECT2
Product: epithelial cell transforming 2
Biological process (GO): regulation of cytokinesis, actomyosin contractile ring assembly; intracellular signal transduction; nervous system development
Cellular component (GO): nucleus; cell cortex
Molecular function (GO): GTPase activator activity; guanyl-nucleotide exchange factor activity
Source: RefSeq, a predicted model, not a curated record
CUGCUGAAGAGAAAAUCACAGACUUGACCAUGACUGACAGCAGUAUGCUAGUGACUGACACUGGAAGGAGUCUUCUGGGAGAUUUUUCUGUUCUUGAUUCAAAAAUUAUAGAAACUUCCAAGGAGAAUGUAUUUAUUGGAUUGGCUUCAGAUGUGGAAGAGGAAAUGCCUCAGAUUGAAACCAGAGUGGUUUUAGUUCAGGAAGCUGGGAAACACGAGGAACUCUUGAAAGCCUUGGAGACUGUUAAGAUAAUGGAAGUCCCAGUUAUAAAGAUAAAGGAAACUAGUCCUGGUAAAUCGGAAGAAAAACUAAUAAAAAGUAUAAUUCAUAUGGAAAUUAAAGUGCCCUAUAUAAAGAUGGAAUCGGUGGAAGAGUUUGGGGAUUCUGAGUCUCCAGAAUUUGAGACAGUCUUCAUUGUAGCAGACUUUCAAGAUUCCAUCUUGGAGAACUUGUGCAAGUUUGACUGUCGUGUUCUUGGACCUCCAAUAGUACUUCAUUGUGCUCAAAAAGGAGAGCCUCUACCUUUUUCAUGUCGUCCAUUGUACUGUGCAAGUAUGUUGAAUCUGGUGCUGUGCUUUACAGGAUUCAGGAAGAAAGAAGAACUAGUUAAGCUGGUGACCUUGGUUCAUCAUAUGGGUGGAAUUAUUCGAAGGGACUUCAGUUCAAAAGUUACACAUCUGGUGGCUAAUUCUACGCAAGGAGACAAAUUCAGACUUGCUGUGAGUCUGGGAACUCCUAUUGUGAAAGCCGAGUGGAUUUACAAGGCUUGGGAGAGAAGGAAUGAAAUUGACUUCUGUGCGGCUGAUGAGGAAUUCAGAAAUGAGUUCAAGGUUCCCCCAUUCCAGGACUGCAUGUUAAGUUUCCUUGGAUUUUCCGAUGAAGAGAGAAUUAACAUGGAAGAAAUGACAAAAAUGCAAGGUGGGCAGUAUUUGCCAGUUAGUGAUGACAGGUGCACACAUCUGGUUGUUGAAGAAAAUACAGUAAAAGAUCUCCCAUUUGAGCCUCCAAAAAAACUUUAUGUUGUAAAGCAAGAGUGGUUCUGGGGAAGCAUUCAGAUGGAUGCCAGAGCUGGAGAAUCCAUGUACUUAUUUGAAAAGCCAGAGAGUCCUGAACUCAAGAAGUCAGUGUCACAACUUUCUCUGAAUACCCCAAAUAGCAAUCGCAAGAGACGUCGCUUGAGAGAGACCCUUGCACAGCUCACCAGAGAAACUGACAUGUCACCAUUCCCUCCUCGGAAACGCCCAUCUGCUGAGCAUUCCCUUUCUAUGGGGUCUUUACUGGAUAUUUCUAACACACCAGAGUCCAGCAUUACCAAUGGAGGGAGCAGAAUAGGAGUGAGGUGCUCAGACCCAGGUAGAGGCCAGGCCAGCUGUCGUCAUGUCAGUAGAAGUAGUCAAACAUGGAAGAAAAUGAGGAAAAAAUACACAUUUACCAAAUAUAAACCUCCAGAUAAUGUUACUCCAAAGCAGUGUGUGAAUCCUGUUGAAAGUCUCCAGCAAACAAACAAGGUAGCUAGCAUUAAGUCAUCUAGAAACCUAGGCAACAGCAAACUUGGAAAAGGGACAGUAUCAAAUCUCCAAAAAAGGAUUCUUUUUCCAAAGGAAAGCAAAGAGAUCACUGUAAGGCCGACUUAUCUUGAAGCCUUGAAAGAUACUUUUGCCUCAUAUCAAUGUCUUGUAGGGACAAAUAACAUAUCAAAUAUGCCACAAGAUUGUGAAGAACCAACUUGCUUAACUUAUGUUGACCAAUUAUCUAACACAGAAACUAAUAUCUCUACAUAUGGCUCUUGUGGCAAAGAGCAAAUUGCAAAAUCCACAAUUAGUCAACUCCUAGAACUUGGACUCCAAAAUAAAUCCCAAUUCCAACGUACAAGAGCGAGAUCUGGAAAUGCUACAGAUGUAACUAUGAAUGACCUGACUUGUAUGAACACCAGUGAUUAUGUCCAAGUAACUUAUGGGCAUAGUCAUCAGGGAAAGGACAGCAAGGACCAGUGUAGCUUUAUAAAUGAAACAUCUUUGAUAGAGGAGACUAAUAUUUUAGUAGGAGACUCUGAACCGCUUUCUGAUUCAAAAUUAAAAGCCAGUUACGGUGAUACCAGUGCUGCUCUGAUAACAGGCUGGAAGCCUGUGGAAGACCUUGAAGACCUUAUGAUAAACUGGGCUGAAAGCAAAAGUAUUGGUGAUGUCAUUCUUAAAUAUUCAAAGGACUUGUUGAAAACAUACCCUCCUUUUGUGAACUUCUUUGAAAUGAGCAAAGAAACUAUUAUGAAAUGUGAAAAACAGAAGCCACGGUUUCAUGCUUUCCUAAAGAUAAACCAAGCUAAACCAGAGUGUGGCCGUCAAAGCUUGGCUGAACUACUCAUUCGACCAGUUCAACGGUUACCUAGUGUUGCUUUACUUCUAAAUGACCUUAAGAAACAUACAGCAGAAGACAACCCAGACAAAGACAUGCUAGAGAGAGCCAUUGAAUCAUUAAAGGAAGUGAUGACACACAUUAAUGAAGACAAAAGAAAAACUGAAGCACAAAGACUGAUCUUUGAUGUUGUGUAUGAAGUUGAUGGAUGUCCAGCCAAUCUCUUGUCAUCUCAUCGAAGCUUAGUUCAGCGAUUGGAAACAGUUGCACUUGGCGAUGACCUCUGUGACAGAGGAGAACAGGUCACACUCUUUCUGUUUAAUGACUGUCUAGAGAUUGCAAGGAAACGGCACAAAGUUAUCAGUGCUUUCAAGAGCCCCCAUGGCCAGACCAGACCCCCAGCAUCUCUCAAACACAUUGUUCUCAUGCCUCUUUCACAGAUCAAGAAAGUGCUAGACAUCAGGGAGACAGAAGACUGCCACAAAGCCUUUGCUUUGGUUGUGCGGCCACCAACAGAACAGAACAACUUGUUGUUCAGUUUUCAGAUGACAACUGAGGAGCCUCCUAAAGAGGAUUGGCUGAAGAUGCUGUGUCGGCAUGUAGCGAACACAAUUUGUAAAGCAGAUGCUGAAAACCUUAUUUACACUACUGAUCCUGAUUCAAUUGACAUAAAUACGAAAGAUGUGGACAGUACGUUGAGUAGGGCAUCCAGGGCGAUAAAGAAAACAUCAAAAAAGGUUACAAGAGCAUUCUCUUUCUCCAAAACACCAAAGAGAGCUCUUCGAAGGGCUUUAAUGGCACACAGUACAGUAGAAGGAAGGAGUCCCUGCUCAGCUAGUGAGAGAUACUUGGGCAGCCGCCUGACCAGUACAUCCUCAUUAGCAGGUAUCCCUUCUCCUUCCUUAGUCAACCUUCCCUCAAUGUUUGCAAAGAGGAGUCAUACCUUAAGUCGAUCAACAACCCACUUGAUAUGAAGUAGGCUUAAAACGAACUACUAUGCUGUAAUGACUGACAAGCAACUGGCUGUUCAGAUGACCUAUUACUGACAUUAAUGGUACUUCAGUCAUUGUCACUUAGUUGCCUAACUUAGUUACCUAACAUCUUGCUAACUGGUAGGGACUCUUUGACUAGUACUGAAGAAGAUCACCUAGACAAUCAAACAAGUGAAAAACUUUGAUCUAGGCUUAUAAACAUAAUAUAAACACUUUCUUUCAACAAACUGUCUCCUUUAUGCAAUAAACUGUUUUGGUGUCAAAUGCUGAAAUUAAGAAGUCUCUCUUAAUUGAGUCAUCCACUGGGUGAUGUUCUUCAGUUAAUCUAGAAGAGGUUGCUUAGCUUAAUCAAUUGGCUCUGUACUCAUCUUAAAAGCUAAUGCAUGGACUAUUGACUAAACUGAAAUAGUUUAAGAUAUGCCCUUUAAAGUAUGACAGUUGGCCUGUUAUGCAGCUGCUUUUUCUGGAUAUUCCAAAAGAUCUAGAUUGUUGGUGCAAGAAAGUAUGUACUGCAUAUGGUCCUUCAUUUUUUUCUAUGCAUCCUUUUCUAAUCCAAUACAUCCAAAUCCUGUAACUGGUUUAGCCACCAAAAGUAACUUGAUCUGAUAGCGAAUUAAAACUAACACUUUUUGGAUGUGCAAGUCCAAGAAAAAACAUCACUGUACCUAAAUUGUACUUAUAGCCUUUGAGUUGAGACUAUUUUUAGAAUGGUCUCCGGAACCUUGUUUAACUACUUUAUAUAGAGAGAGAGCUUAUUCAUGCACAGGCUUCUCCAGUGCGAAGCUGAAAUUGUGGACCUGGUUUAAGUUUCUAACACUAAUAUUUUUACUUGCAGGUUUUUAGUGUAUAAUUUCCAAAACCUUUUUCUACAUCUUUGCUAUAUUUAGUCUUUGUAUUUUUUUUCUUUGCAAGCUGUACAUUUUAAAAUAAUCAUGUUUUCAUUCUGUAUUAUCCAACACCGUCUCAGGAAUUGUCCAACUGUGUAUAUUUCUGCAGUUAAUAACUUUGAACUAAUUGCCUGUAUGUCAUGUGUGGCACUUCCAACUCUAAGAUUCCCUUUAACCACAAAAUGCUACUUUUUUCUGUUACAUGUAAUUAGUUUUGCUUUUGAAGAUGUCAGAUGGCCUGUUACUUCUGUAUUUUUAAGAUAAGUUUUUUGCCAAAAUAAAUCAUGUAAAUGAACUGUUUAAAACAA